AUGGCGCCUGGGAAGCGGACAAGGUCGGCCGCAGACAGUCAGGAACCAAGCGAUGUCUGGCACACUCCAGAGACUCGCGCGGCGAGACCAAACCAUUUGUCGGAAUCGCAGCUGAAACGGCGGCGUCUUUCCCCAGAAGCACAGUCGGUAGUCUCGCGCGACGGGUCCAACAAUCCUGACGCGGAAGAAAGUUCCGACGAAGAUGUCGAGGAUGAAGCGGCCGUGGGGGCCCCUUCGCCGCCGCAGACGCAGUAUGAGCUCAUGAGAGAUGCCGGCUUCAGGCACCUGCAGAAUACCGACAAGGACGAUCUCGAGGCUACGCAAAAGCUCAACCAGCGCCCAACCAGCGUGGGCAACAACAUGGCUGCCGAGAGCGGCAUCAUCGAGAGCAUCACUUGCUACAACUUCAUGUGCCACGAGCGCCUGCACGUGGAGCUCGGGCCUUUGAUCAACUUCAUCGUCGGGGAGAACGGUAGCGGCAAGAGCGCGGUGCUCACUGCGUUGACGUUGUGUCUGGGAGGCAAGGCCAGCGACACCAACAGAGGCGGCAGCUUAAAGUCGUUUGUAAAGGAAGGCCGGGAUCAUGCGAGUUUGGUGGUCAGGAUAAAAAACGCCGGCUCCGACGCGUAUCAGCCCGACGUCUACGGCAACUUCAUCGUCGUCGAGCGAUACUUUUCCAGGACGGGCAGCAGUGGUUUCAAGAUCAAGAAUGACAAGGGUCGCAUCAUAUCGACCAAGAAGCAGGAGGUGGACGAGAUCUCCGAAUGGUACGCUCUGCAGAUGGGCAAUCCCUUGAUGGUGCUCUCCCAAGACAAUGCCCGGCAGUUCUUGAACUCGGCCACGCCCGCUCAGAAGUACAAGUACUUUGUUUCGGGGGUCCAGCUGGAGCAACUCGACAACGACUACAAAAUGUCCCAGGACACCCUGGAUCGGACGCUUAUCCUGCAAGAAGACCUCCAAGGGAAGCUGGAGCUAGUCAAGAAGGAGAUGGAGGAGUCCCACAGGCUGGCGAAUAUAGUUUCCAAGAAUAGCAGUCUGCGCGAGAGGGCUCGGCAUUAUCGCAACCAAAUGAUCUGGUCGCAGGUCGUUGAACAGGAACGGGGCCUUGAAAAGAUCACCGAAGAACUAGAGGCCCGGGCGGCAAAGAUUCUCGAGCUGGAAAACGACUGCGUAGGAAAAGCAAAGGCGUUUGACGAUGUGCAGGAGAAGCUGGAGCGAAGCAAGAAGCUGCGAGAGGGCUUGAAUGAAGAGUCCGGUGCCGUGGAAGAAUCCAUCCAGGCAGCGGAAGAAGUUUGGACCAAGGCCAAGAAAGAGUUGCAAGACCAGCUUCUGGAGGAAAGAGAUGCUCACUCGCGCCUGACGGCGUUGAGGAGCGGGAUUGCAACGUUCGACACCAAGAUUCAAGGAGAGCUGCAGAAGCUCAACGAGUCCAGCGGUCCUGCUCGCGCCGAAAAGGAAUCGGAGCGCGACAGAUUCAAGGAGCGACAGACGGAGCUGAUGCGCCGCAUCGACGACGAACGGCUGAAAACGCCCGUCCUCCAGUCUCGGAAAGCGGAGGCAGAGCAAGCUGUCGCGGAGCAACAACGGCUCCAGGAAAACAAGCGCAAGGACAUUGUGCUCGCCGAGCAAAGAGUACAAGAGCUGAAAAGGAGCACCGGCUCCAAGUACGACGGCUUCGAUCGUGAAAUCCCGCAAUUGGCGAGAGCGGUCGCCUCGGAUCCAGGCUUCGAAAACAAACCGCUAGGACCCUUGGGCGCCUACGUCAAGCUUCUCAAGCCCGAAUGGGCCGGGAUUCUGGACAAGACCCUGGGCGAAGCGCUCAAUGCUUUUGUGGUCAGGAGCAAGAGGGAUCAGUCUCGCCUGUCCGCGCUGAUGCGUCGGUUAAACAUGAGAAAGCCGCCGCCGGUUUACAUCGCAUAUGGGGGGCGCAUCGAAACGACAAGCCAGGAGCCACCGGCAGAGUUUGACACCAUUCUACGGGUCCUGGACUUUGAUGAAGAAGUGGUUCGUUCGCAAUUUAUCAUCAACAACCAGAUUGAGAAGGUGAUUCUCAUCAAGGAGCGGGUGGAGGCGCAGAGGGUCAUGAUCGACAAUGGGCCGCCGCCCAAUGUUGCGGCCUGCCUUUGCUUCCAUGACGGCAAGGGGAAGCGCGGUCAAGGGUUGCGAUACACGAACCGAGGCGGAACGAUAGGGUCAAGUCCUGUCGUGACCCAGAACCUGCGAUCAAGGAUGCAGUCCGACUCGGCUCGGCAGCUCGAUCUACAGCGAGACGACCUGAAACAGCUUGAGCUGGAACUCCUGGACAUCAACGCGGAGGAUCGCAGGGCGCGACAAGAACUGAAACGCACCAAUUCGGAGCUGGAGCAGCAGAAGAACACGGUCAAAGACGUCGAAAACGAGCUGCGCCGAACCGACGCUGACGUUGAAAAAGUACUGGAAGAGUUGGACAGUUUCGAAGGCAUUGACGCGCGGCUGGACUCGCUCCGGGCCGAACGGGAUAUGAAGAAGGCAGAGGAAGAACAGCUCGGCAACCAGUACGGCAACUUGAAACUGGGAAAACGAGAGCUCAGCACCAAGGCCGAAGAGGCCAAGAAGAAGCUGGACGAAGUGAGACAGGAGCAAAAGGAUUUCCAGAACCGCGUCCACAAGGCAGACGAGAAGGUUCGGAAACUCGAAAACAUGAGACGAAUCGCUCUCAUGGAGAAGAACGCAGCGUACGAAAGCGUCGACAUUGAGAAGUCGGAGCUCCGCCGGGCCGAGUCGAAACGCGUCAAGAAGCGGGAAGCAGUCGAGGACUUUAUCCGCCAAGCCGAAGAAGUAGCCCCAGACCGUGUCCACGUCCCAGAGGACGAAGACUACCGAAGCAUAGAGAAGAAGUACGAAAAGAUACGCGAGCAGCUGCUGCAACGCGAGGCCAGACAAGGUGCCACCGACGAGCAAAUCUUCAACCGCGCGCACGAAGCCAAAGCCAAGUACGACGACUUUGUGAGGCAGACGCAGGACGUCGACCAGACGGUCAAGUCGCUGAAAUACGCCAUUGCGGACCGCCUCAACCUGUGGCGUCAGUUCCAGAGGCAGAUCAGCGCUCGCAUCCGAAUCCAGUUCAACUACCUGCUGAGCGAGCGUGGCUUUCGGGGCAAGAUAGAUCUCGACCACCCCAACAGAAAGGUCAACAUCCACAUCGAGCCGGACGAGACGAGGAAAAGCUCGGUUGGCCGAAACACCAAGACGUUGUCUGGAGGAGAAAAGUCGUUUUCGUCCAUCUGCAUGCUGCUGUCGGUGUGGGAGGCAAUCGGCUCUCCUAUCCGCUGCCUCGAUGAAUUUGACGUCUUCAUGGACAAUGUCAACCGAGCAAUCAGCACCAACAUGCUGGUCGACACCGCGCGUCGUUCAGUGUCGAGGCAGUACAUUUUGAUCACCCCCAACGCCAUCGAGGGUCGAGCUAGACUUGAGAAGGACGUGAAAAUUAUCCGGCUCACCGAUCCUCGGCAGCGCACCUUGGCUUCAUUCCGCUGA
Molecule: messenger RNA, 3516 nt
Organism: Ustilaginoidea virens
Lineage: Eukaryota; Fungi; Ascomycota; Sordariomycetes; Hypocreales; Clavicipitaceae
Exons: 4
Coding region: 1-3516 (1171 amino acids)
Biological process (GO): double-strand break repair via homologous recombination
Cellular component (GO): Smc5-Smc6 complex; nucleus; site of double-strand break
Molecular function (GO): damaged DNA binding; single-stranded DNA binding
Source: RefSeq, a predicted model, not a curated record